AUGGUCAUGCCAUGGUGUUCAAACUUGUCAACUGUAUUCCGUCGCCAUGAUUCUGUAGCCUCCACGGAAAAGAGUCUUUCUAAACUUCCAUCGAAUAGAAAAGAAGAGAAAAAACAGGGUGCAAGUACUGAAACAAAACUAGGCCAAGCAAGUGUCAUCAGUCGUUUAACAAUUUCUUGGAUUAACCCAUUAUUGCAGUUAGGUUAUUCAAAACCACUGGUUCUUGAAGAUAUCCCCACACUCCUGCCUGAGGAUGAAGCCCAGGCAGCAUAUAAGAGGUUCUCGUGCAUAUGGGGUUCUCUUAGUGAAGACUUCAACUCUAGUAAUGCCAAAAACUUGCUUCUUCGAGCCUUAGUUAUGACUCAAUGGAGAGAGACCUUAUUUGUAGGAUUUUGUGCAUUUGUUAGGACAAUUGCUGUUGUGGCAGCACCCUUGCUGGUCUAUGCCUUCGUGCAAUACACCAAAAAUGAGCACAAAAUCCCAUCAAAAGGCUUGAUUCUUGUGGGAUGCCUGGCAGCGAUCAAGUUGAUGGAGUCUUUAUCUCAAAGGCAUUGGUACUUCAAUGCAAGGAGGUCUGGUUUGAGAAUGAGAUCAGCCAUUAUGGUAGCAAUCUACCAAAAGCAGCUGACGCUAUCUAGUUUAGGAAGGAGAAGACACUCAACAGGUGAGAUUAUGAACUAUAUCGCCUUUGAUGCUUAUCGGAUGGGGGAUAUGUUGUGGUGGUUCCACAGGACAUGGAGUCUUGUUUUGCAGCUGUUUCUUGCAACUGGCGUUCUGUUCAAGGUUGUUGGUCUUGCUGCACUACCUGCUCUAGUUCCCAUCCUAGUUAUCAUUUUUCUUAACGUGCCCUUUGCUAAACUACAUAAGAAGUAUCAGUCCCAGUUCAUGGUUGCACAAGAGGAACGAUUGAGGGCCACCAUGGAAGUUUUGAACAACAUGAAAAUCAUCAAGUUGCAAUCAUGGGAAGAUAAAUUCAAAAGCGUAAUUGAUUUGCUGAGAGGCACUGAAUACAGAUACUUGGCUAAAAUACAAUUUAAAAGGCCCUACAUCACAGUUCUGUAUUGGAUGUCACCAACUAUCGUCUCUGCGGUUGUCUUCAUUGGAUGUGCACUCAUAAGAAGCGCCCCAUUGAACGCUGCGACAAUAUUCACAGUAUUGGCAACUUUACGGAGUAUGUCAGAGCCUAUGAAGUGGAUCCCGGAGUCGCUUUCUAUACUAAUUCAAGCCAAGGUCUCACUGGAUCGCCUGAACGCAUUUUUGCUUGAAGAUGAUGUCAACAUGGAGGAAAAGCAAGUUUCAUCAAAGAAUUUAGACAAGAGCUCAAACAAAUGUGUCGAAAUACAAGGAGGUAACUUUAGCUGGGAGCCAGAAUCUGUUGUUCUAGCAUUAAAAGAUAUCAACUUUGAAAUUACAAGGGGGCACAAAAUUGCAAUUUGCGGUCCAGUUGGUUCUGGUAAAUCAUCACUCCUAUACGCUAUUCUCAGAGAAAUACCGAAGAUAUCCGGAUCAGUACAUGUCAAUGGAUCCAUCGCCUAUGUUUCACAAACACCUUGGAUUCGGAGUGGAACCGUUCGUGACAACAUACUAUGUGGAGAGCCAAUGGAUAGAACCAGAUAUGACAUGGUUACAAAAGCAUGUGCUUUAGAUAAGGAUAUUAGCAGCUUCAACCAUGGUGAUCUCACAGAGAUCGGUCAAAGAGGGAUUAAUUUGAGUGGUGGUCAGAAACAGAGAAUUCAACUUGCUAGGGCGGUUUACAAAGAUGCCGAUGUCUAUGUUCUUGAUGACCCUUUCAGUGCAGUGGAUGUCCAUACAGCGGCAGUCCUUUCCAGGGAAUGUGUAUCGGCUGCUCUCAAAGAUAAAACUGUCAUUUUGGUGACACAUCAGCUUGAAUUCCUCACAGAUGCUGAUAAGAUUCUGGUCAUGGAAGGUGGACAGAUAAUGCAGUCAGGAAGCUUUGAGGAAUUGCGAUCUGCUGGGACAACUUUUGAACAGCUUGUGAACGCACAUAAGAAUGCAGUCACUGAAUUGAUCUCUUCAGAAGAUGGCAAACAAACUGAAACUUCAAAAUCUAUUAUAGAUCAGUUUGAGGAGUCCAAUGAGCGUUUCUCCUCUAAAGAAAACGACGAGAAGGAGAUUCCGGCAGGUGACCAGCUAACGAAAGAAGAAGAGAGGGAGAUUGGCAACGUUGGGCUCAAACCACUUUUAGAUUAUCUUCAUGUAUCAAAAGGUUCCAUUCUGUUCAGCUCGGUCAUACUGUCUCGGCUUGCCUUUUCCGUUCUUCAGGCCGGUGCAAGUUAUUGGCUGGCGCUAGAAAUUCGAAAUCCUAAAGUUUCCAGUGGCAUCUUGAUUGGAGUUUACGCAGGAAUUUCCAUAUUCAGCACUCCUUUUGUAUAUUUAAGGUCAUUAUUUAGUGCCCUAUUAGGAUUGAAAGCCUCAAAAGCGUUCUUCUCAGGUAUCAAUGAGUCAUUGUUCAAAGCUCCCAUGCGCUUCUAUGACUCUACCCCCGUUGGAAGGAUAUAUACUCGGGUUUCUUCUGACAUGAGCACAUUGGACAUUGAUGUUCCUUUGAGCAUUGGCCACUCAGUUUCUGCCACAAUUGAACUACUAGCGAUAAUAGCUGUAAUGGCCUCUGUCACGUGGCCAGUACUUAUUGUAUCCAUUCCAGCAAUUAUAGCUGCAAUGUAUGCUCAGGAAUAUUAUCUAUACACAGCAAGGGAAUUAAUCAGAAUUAACGGAACGACUAAAGCACCUAUUAUGAACUAUGCAGCUGAGACAUCUCUAGGGGUGAUCACCAUUAGAGCUUUUAACAUUAUGGACAUCUUUUUCAAAGACUAUCUUAAGAUCGUUGACACAGAUGCAAGGCUUUCUUUUCAUUCUAAUGCUGCCAUGGAGUGGUUGAUUUUACGCUUAGAGACGCUGCAGAAUCUGAUUCUACUCACUGCUGCACUUCUAAUUGUUCUGCUUCCUUGGAAACACUUACCAGGGUUUGUGGGACUUUCUCUUUCUUAUGCCCUGUCUCUGAAUAGUGCCCAAGUGCUUAUGACUCGUUGCUACUGCAACUUGUCAAACUAUGUUGUAUCUGUCGAAAGGUUCAAGCAAUUCAUGUGCAUAGCACCAGAACCUCCUGCGAUUGUUGAGGGCAUGAGACCACCUUCUUCGUGGCCCUCUCAUGGAAGAAUUGAGUUGCAUGAUUUGAAGAUACGAUAUCGUCCAAAUGCUCCUCUUGUUCUCAAGGGAAUCUCUUGCACAAUCAUGGAAGGGACUAGAUUGGGAGUUGUUGGAAGAACCGGAAGUGGGAAGACCACAUUAAUCAGUGCUUUGUUCAGAUUAGUAGAGCCAGAGAGUGGGAGAAUUCUCAUAGAUGGACUUGAUAUCUGCACCUUGGGAUUGAAGGAUUUAAGAACAAAGCUUAGUAUCAUUCCUCAAGAACCAACUCUUUUCAAGGGCAGUGUUAGGUCUAACUUGGACCCACUUGGACUGUACCCUGAUAAAGAAAUAUGGGAGGCUAUAGAGAAAUGCCAGCUUAAAGAAGCAAUCAGCAAUCUUCCUAAGCUUUUGGAUUCAUCAGUCAGCGAUGAGGGAGAGAAUUGGAGUAUUGGGCAGCGACAACUUUUCUGUCUCGGGAGAAUUCUGCUCAGAAGGAACAGAAUUGUGGUGUUAGAUGAAGCAACUGCUUCAAUUGACUCGGCAACAGAUGCCAUUUUGCAAGGAAUCAUAAGGCAAGAGUUCUCAGGAUGCACAGUGAUAACAAUAGCUCACAGAGUCCCCACAGUGACAGACAGUGACAUGGUCAUGGUCCUCUCGGAUGGUAAUGUUCCCAGCUCAUAG
Messenger RNA from Dovyalis caffra, 3828 nucleotides. The record is from the annotation of a GenBank genome assembly. Lineage: Eukaryota; Viridiplantae; Streptophyta; Magnoliopsida; Malpighiales; Salicaceae.